Messenger RNA from Nicrophorus vespilloides, 1623 nucleotides. RefSeq names its product vacuolar fusion protein CCZ1 homolog (gene Ccz1). Gene Ontology annotation, biological process: vesicle-mediated transport. The transcript is spliced from 8 exons. The coding region runs from base 87 to 1487 and encodes 466 amino acids. Gene Ontology annotation, cellular component: intracellular membrane-bounded organelle; Mon1-Ccz1 complex. The record is from RefSeq and is a predicted model, not a curated record. Lineage: Eukaryota; Metazoa; Arthropoda; Insecta; Coleoptera; Silphidae.
UUGACCUAAUUGUGUUUGUAAAAAAUUGAGGGAUAUAUUUUAAAUGACUGUGAUUCAAUAAUUUUCUGUUUAUCAAAUUCGAAGAGAUGACCGGCAAAGUGGAAGUGACCUUAAAUAACUUUUUUAUCUUUAACUCCACUUACGGAAAUAAUGAAGGAGAAGAGAAGAACAAAAUAUUAUUUUACCAUCCUAACACAGAUCAUCUGGAUACACAGAUUAAGAAUGUCGGAUUGGCAGAAGCUAUCAUACAAUUCACAGCGUCUUUUAAACCAGAUGGACCAAUCAAAUCUGUUCAUACACUUAAAAGACGUCAGAUGUACUUUCAACCUGAACCCAACUUCUGGGUAGUCAUGACACUGAAUCUGCCAUUCAUUAGAAAGAUUAAGGAGGGCUCAGAGAUAAUUGAAUAUACAGAAGAGGAUGUUCAGGAUAAUGUCUAUGAAAGUGUACUUAAGCAGGCUUAUCACAUGUACAGAUUAUUCUCAGGCACCUUUGUGCAAGCAAUUGAGAAGACCAGUCUUGAUAUUUUGAAAACUAAGCUUGAACAAUUCUUCACCAGUUACUUUACUACACUCAAAUUGCACCACUGUGAUAUAGUGAAUAUAUUCAAUGGUAUACAAUGUCUACCAUUGGAUAAACAGACGUUUUUGAAUGUCCAAUGCUUCAUCAAUGCCAUGGAAUGCAAUUUUCCGAUUAUUAAACACACCGCCUUCCUUUAUAAUGACCACAUGAUCUGGAGCGGGAUAGAACCGUCCAAUAUGCAAAUUGUUUAUCAAUACUUGAUUAAAACGUUACUGCCAGCUCAUCUGGGAUCUGAGCUGCUGUGCGGUUCCAUGCCGAGAAAUCAACCCUCGCCGUUCGCAGCUCUUCAUCACGGCAGAUUCAUCACGGGGCCCGAAAAUCUAAAGGCCUCAACAUCUAUUGGUAAAAUUCCCAGAGUCCAUCUGUACUCAGACACGGACUGUACAAUCUACCACUUAGUUGUCUAUAGAGCUUUAAGUGCUUCAGUUUGCUUAUUUAUCGAAGAAAAGGAAGAACUGGAUAUGAAAAUAUUCAAGGAACUCGAUGAUUUCAUUGGGCCAGCACUCACGGUUAUAGUAUCUGACAUCGCAGAGUAUUGUACUAAGCAAGUGGUCACACCUUCCAGUCAGUCUGAAACGAAUCCAAAGUUUAUCUACUUUAACAAAAUGAAUUUGGCUUACAAGAGUUCCGUGCAUCUAGACAAUAAACAGACAGGAAAUAUAGCCGUUACAAAAGAGUGUCUUAAACUGAUCAGCGAUAUUAAUGCUAACAAAGAUUUGCUCGAGUACGCAGGCGAAGUUAUUGUUAAGACUAUGAACGAUUAUUGGGUUGUAGGUAAAAUGAGCAACUUGCGAGAGUUCUACGUAGCACUGCAGCAGAAGAAUGCCAGUCUUAUUGAAAUUAGCGAUGAAGUUAAGAAGCUGUGCGACACUGAACUAAAGGGUAUUUUCUUCCAUUCCUUGUAAAUUUUGCUAUAAUAUAUUUUAGUUCGUUAAAAGAACGUAUCCGAAUACAUUCUUUUAUUAAUUUAUAUAAUCAAGCGUUUUCAAAAUUCUUUUAAAUAAAUAAAUAAAAUUGUUAAACAGCCUCCUAGAAAGAGAU